This is a messenger RNA of Penicillium soppii, 1920 nucleotides long. Its product is annotated as DNA-directed DNA polymerase eta. Gene Ontology annotation, biological process: response to radiation; error-prone translesion synthesis. The coding region runs from base 1 to 1920 and encodes 639 amino acids. The transcript has a single exon. The record is from RefSeq and is a predicted model, not a curated record. Gene Ontology annotation, molecular function: damaged DNA binding; DNA-directed DNA polymerase activity. Lineage: Eukaryota; Fungi; Ascomycota; Eurotiomycetes; Eurotiales; Aspergillaceae. Gene Ontology annotation, cellular component: nucleus; site of double-strand break; replication fork.
AUGUCUGAACCUCAGCCCGAUACCUUGAGGAACUCCCGAUUCACCUACCGACAAUUGCAAGGAUUACGGCAUGGAUCCACAGCAACGCCUUUGCGCGUGAUUGCGCACAUCGACCUCGAUGCCUUUUAUGCACAAUGUGAGAUGGUCCGCCUGGGAACUCCGCGAGAAAAGCCUCUAGCUGUGCGACAAUGGGACUCGUUAAUUGCCAUCAACUACGCCGCACGCCCAUUCGGAAUAAAUAGAUUGAUCAACGUUGCCGAGGCAAGGAAACUGUGUCCAGAUCUGAUCUUACAACAUGUGGCGACUUUCAGAGAGGGAGAGGGAGGACGAUGGGCAUACAGGGAUGACUCUUUUCGCAAUAUCAGCACGGACAAGGUGUCGCUGGAUCCGUACCGAGCGCAAUCGCGAAAGAUCCUUCAGACCAUGAAAGAAGCCCUAGCUAUAUGGGAUGCCAAUGAUGAUGAUCAUGGGCCCAAACGCCCGAAACAAGAGCUCGCUGCGGGGUUGGAAAAGGCGAGUAUCGAUGAAGUUUUCAUUGAUUUGUCCCCCUUGAUAUACAAGGCGCUUCUCCGGAGAUAUCCGGAGCUUCAGUCGGGCACACAAGACGAAAAUAGGGAUGGAGAGCUGCCUAUUCCCCCAACUACAGCACUGCAGUGGAACACCGACUGCUUGGUGGAUUUGGAUGAACACGAAACGGAAGAAGAUGACCCGGACUGGGAUGACGUUGUAAUGUUGAUAGGAUCCGAGAUUGUACGAUCGGUGCGGGACGCUGUUUGGGAGAAGCUUAGCUACACCUGUUCAGCCGGACUUGGCCGCAACAAAAUGAUUGCCAAGCUGGGAAGUUCAUGCAACAAACCCAAUCUGCAGACCGUGGUGCGGAAUCGAGCGGUGCAGAAAUUCCUCGCUGGUUACAAAUUCACUCAGAUUAGAAUGCUUGGUGGCAAACUUGGUGAUCAAAUCACUGCCUCGUUCGCAACGGAGAAAGUCAGCGAACUUCUCAAUGUGUCACUUGAGCAGUUGCGAACCAAGCUGGACGACCACACGGCGACGUGGCUCUACGGUAUCAUCCGUGGAGAUGACCGUAGCGAAGUCAAUCCCCGAACCCAAAUUAAGUCUAUGCUAUCUGCCAAGUCUUUCCGUCCAAGCAUUAGCUCACUUGACCAAGCGGACAAAUGGCUUCGCAUUUUCGCCGCCGAUAUUUAUGGCCGUCUUGUGGAGGACGGCGUGCUUGAGAAUAGACGUCGUCCGAGAGUAAUCACGCUGCAUCAUCGAACCGUCCAAUCUCGUUCCCGUCAAACCCCAAUCCCGGGAUCCAAUGCGAUUGACGAAGAACUACUUUACGAUCUGGCAAAGACUUUGCUCCGUCAAGUCAUGGCCGACGGGCAGGCAUGGCCAUGUUCGAACCUAUCGCUGAGUGUGUCCAGCUUUGAAGAAGGCGUGAGCAACAAUAAGGCUAUCGAAAGCUUCUUAGUUCGUGGUGACAAGGCGAAGGCCCUGAGUCAUGUUGCAAGACCUCGCGAUACUGAGAAUUCAUUCAACGAACAACCUCCGGCAGACAAAAAACGGAGACUAGAUGGGGGUCAAAUCAGGCAGUUUUUCGGGCACUCACCGGAAGGUACCGUUGCAGAGGGUCAGGAAAGUCCCAAGCCACAUGAAACGGACUCUGAAGAGGCUGGAAACCCUCGGUUCACAUGCCCGCGGUGCUCUAAAUCGAUGUUUGAGCAUGAGAAAGAGGAACACGAUGAUUGGCAUUUUGCCAAAGAUCUUGCAAACCAGGAACGCGAGGAGUCGAGGGCUUCUCAGUCACUUCAAGCCGCAAAACCCAGCGCUCGAGGUACCGCGCCUCGUGGAAGAGGUGGCCGGGGUGGUGGUAGCCGUGGCAAGCCAGAGAAGGGGCAGAUGCGACUUGCUUUCCAAUGA